GGCCUCCAUCCCUACUCAUGUAUUUGGGCGGGCAUUUCGAGAAUGGAGAAACCUCCAGUUUGAGUUAUCCCAGCUCACUACGCAGGAUUUCUUGCAAUGCCCGGCAUGUUCAGAAGGGCAGCAUGCUGCACAUGCCGAUGGCAACAUGAAACUUUACCAUUUCGCAAAUGUUCCAAAAGGUGUGGGAACUUCAUACUUUGAGGGGAAGUUUGUUGCAGAUAGUAAUGUGGUGCAGGAGUUUGUUGGUGCCUACACCAGUUUUCCAUCCAGUAAAGAAAAGACAGGAAAUGUGUGGGGAUUCUAGGCAUCGAGGCAGAUAUAGAGAUGACUGUUGCUGCGAUACAUCAUCGCAUUGUUAAGAUAAGCAGUGAAAGGACCAAGCACAGCCAUGCCAUGCGUGCUAAGAAUGUAGAUGACAGGAAACGCCUUAGGCAGCUUCUGGAAAGUCACAACUCAAACAAGGGAGACCAUGUGACAGAGGAAGAGGCUAUGUCCUACACUUUGCCAUGGAUUAUUCGUGAGGACUCCAGAGGUGUACCGUUUUCCACCAAGAAAAAGGUAGUGGAUUUAGCACUGGCAAAGCGGCGUUGUUUGGAGGAGAGGUCGCUGGUGCUGAAAGAAAUGCACAGCUACCUUGUAUAUCACAAGAAACAAGUCGCCGUCAUAGAAGCAGCACUGGAGACGUGCGAUUAUGGAGAGGUAAAGCAUAUCUUCUCCGGCAGCAGAGGAUAUAUGUUAGAUUGUGAUGGAGUUGAAGUGACGACUACUGCUGCCCUUCUAUAUAAGAGACUGAGCUACCACAAAAAUCAACUGAGCCUGGGAGUGGUAGAUUUCAAGGGGGCAAUAAGGAGCAUUGCAAUGCCUGCCCGUAGCGAUGAUGACGACUUUGAUAAUGAAAUUUUGAUAUUGACGGAAGCAUUGGACGACUAUGAUGACGAUGACAACUAAAGGACCCUAACUAUUUUA
Priapulus caudatus is the source of this 966-nucleotide messenger RNA. RefSeq lists its product as uncharacterized. The transcript has 6 exons. The record is from RefSeq and is a predicted model, not a curated record. The coding region runs from base 325 to 948 and encodes 207 amino acids. Lineage: Eukaryota; Metazoa; Priapulida; Priapulimorpha; Priapulimorphida; Priapulidae.